Messenger RNA from Fraxinus pennsylvanica, 918 nucleotides. The record is from the annotation of a GenBank genome assembly. NCBI's taxonomy places the organism in Eukaryota, Viridiplantae, Streptophyta, Magnoliopsida, Lamiales, Oleaceae.
AUGUCAAUACAACAUGAGCAAUGGAUGGCUCAACGUAAACGUACUUACAAGAGUAAUGAAGAGAAAUUGAAACGAUUUAAGGUGUUCAAAGAUAAUGUAGAGUUCAUAGAGAAGUUCAACAAAGCUGGUAAGAACAAAUACGAGCUCGGAGUCAAUGAAUUUGCAGACUUAACUAACGAAGAAUUCCUUGCAAAGUAUACUGGAUUGUCAAUACCGUCCUCUAAGAGAUCAUCAUCCACCUCGUUCAUGUACAAAAAUGUGAAUGCAGUACCACCUAAUCUUGAUUGGAGAGACAGAAGAGCCGUUACCCCAGUCGAGAAGCAAGGAGGAUGUGGAAGUUGCUGGGCUUUUUCAGCAGUGGCUGCUCUGGAAGGAAUUAAUAAAAUCAAAACUGGAAAUUUAGUUUCAUUAUCUAAGCAACAAAUACUAGACUGCAUAAAUACUACAGAUAACUGCCAAGGUGGCUGGAUGGAGAACGCCUUCGAUUUCGUUUCCCGGAAUCAGGGCCUCGAGUCGGACGCAGACUAUCCAUACCAGGCUACAAACGGAACGUGCAGAGCCAAUAAACCAUCUUCCCUUGGUGCAAGGAUAACAGGCCACCAAUUUGUACCUUCAAAUAAUGAAACAGCAUUGUUAAUGGCCGUGGCAAACCAGCCUGUAUCGGUUGGACUUGACCCAAGUGGGUUUCAGUUCUACAAGGGUGGGAUUUACACAGGCAAGUGUGGAACCAAGCUAACGCAUGCUGUUACCGCAGUUGGAUAUGGUACAAGUGAAGAUGGGACUAAGUAUUGGAUAUUCAAGAAUUCUUGGGGUCCAAAGUUUGGAGAAAAAGGGUAUAUACGAUUGCAAAGGGAUAUUGCUGCCAGAGAAGGCAUGUGUGGCAUUGCUAAGCAUGCAACAUAUCCCACUGCAGCUUGA